UGUUUGCGGAAUUAUGUUCAAGUUGUUAUUAUUAAAUAUAACCUUUGCUUACUUGGUCUUUAUGGCCCUAGGCUUGGAGGGUUCGAAACCAGCUAAAAAGGAUGAAGUACCAAAAACUGUACAGAAUUUCAAUUUUACACUGGAUAAAAUUGUGCAACAACCACGUUAUGAAAAAGUCUAUUUAAAUGAUAAAGUUUUCUAUGUGACUUUUAUUCAGGCCAAUUGGCUUUCAGCUGCCGAAUAUUGCAGCUCUCAAGGUUUAACUUUGGCAAGCAUCACCUCAACUGUUGAGAAUCAAAAAUUAGUGCAAGUUCUGCGGGACAAAGGUCUUGUUUAUGGUGGCAUCUCUUAUUGGCUGAGCGGCUCCGAUUUGGCACACCAUGGAAGAUGGGUCUGGCUAAGCAAUGGACGCCCCAUAACCAAUGCCAACUGGGCUAAGGGACAGCCUAACAACUAUCUAGGUAUUGAACACUGUUUGGAGAUGUAUUCGGAUGGCAGAUGGGAUGAUGUGGACUGUGGAAAAAUAAAUUUUGUUGUGUGCGAAAAUCGUUGUCCCUUGAACAGCUAUAAUACACCGCUUUUUAAAUAGAAGAAGUAACUGAAAUCCCUAAAGAUGGAAUUGAACUUGCCAUCUUGGGUAAGAGCUAUUUUAAAUAAUUAAAGCAUACAAUUAUAUUUAAACUUA
Messenger RNA from Stomoxys calcitrans (stable fly), 685 nucleotides. RefSeq names its product perlucin. Gene Ontology annotation, cellular component: external side of plasma membrane. The coding region runs from base 14 to 589 and encodes 191 amino acids. The transcript is spliced from 3 exons. Gene Ontology annotation, biological process: biological process involved in interspecies interaction between organisms. Gene Ontology annotation, molecular function: carbohydrate binding. NCBI's taxonomy places the organism in Eukaryota, Metazoa, Arthropoda, Insecta, Diptera, Muscidae. The record is from RefSeq and is a predicted model, not a curated record.